This is a messenger RNA of Corylus avellana, 1122 nucleotides long. NCBI's taxonomy places the organism in Eukaryota, Viridiplantae, Streptophyta, Magnoliopsida, Fagales, Betulaceae. The record is from RefSeq and is a predicted model, not a curated record.
AUGCAUUUUUUGCAUGGGGAUUUAGAUGAAGAAGUGUACAUGUCUAUGCCUCCUCGUUUUGGCACUAAAGGGGAGACAAAGGUUUGUAGGUUAACUAAAUCUUUGUAUGGAUUGAAGCAGACAUCUAGGCAAUGGUUUUCAAAAUUUUCCACUGCAUUGAUUGAGCUUGAUUUUACACAAUCCAAGGCAGAUUACUCAUUGUUCACUCGACUCAAAGGAUCUUCUUUUAUUACUUUGUUGGUUUAUGUUGAUGAUGUAGCUAUUGCAAUCAAUGAUCCACAGGCAGUGUCCUUUUUUAUUACUCUUUUGAAUGACAGAUUUAAGUUGAAGGAUUUAGGGUCAUUGAAGUACUUUCUUGGUCUUGAGAUUACUAGGUCUACAGAAGGACUUUCUGUUUGCCAACAAAAGUAUGCUCUUGAAAUCCUAGAGGAUUCAGGUUUAUUGGCUGCUAAACCUGUUAAAUUUCCUCUAGAACAAAAUUUGAAACUCUCAAAGGAUGAAGGUGAUCUCAUUUCUGAUUCCACAAGCUAUAGAAGGUUAGUUGGCAUGCUACUUUAUUUGACAAUUACAAGACCAGACUUAGCUUUCUCAGUUCAAAUAUUUAGUCAGUUUAUGGACAAGCUACGACAACCUCAUCUAAAUGCUGCUCAUCAAGUCCUGAGAUACUUGAAAAAUUCUCUUGCUGAAGGCUUUACUUUCUCUACCAAAUCAGAUUUUCACCUUAAAGGCUUUUCCGGAUAUUGGGUAGGUUGUUUAGAUACUAGAAGGUAUAUCAUUGGUUUUUGUGUGUUUAUUAGUGAUUCACUUGUGUCUUGGAAAUCAAAGAAACAGCACACAGUGUCAAGAUCAUCUACGGAGACAGAAUAUCGAGCUCUUGCUUCCACAUGUUGUGAGUUGAUGUGGCUGACUUCUCUUCUCAAGGAUUUCAGAAUUCCUCAUCCACAGGCUGCUCUUUUGUUUUGUGACAGUCAAUCAGCCCUUCAUAUUGCUGCAAAUCCAGUUUAUCAUGAAAGGACCAAGCACAUCAAAAUUGACUGCCAUCUAGUUCGUUCUACUUGCUUCUUCUUUCUUCUUCUUUCUUCGGUUCUUCUUCCACAUUUCAUAUGCUUUGUUUUUCUUUGA